ACGAAUGACGUAGGACCCAAACAGGAAGUGCUAAUAUCUUACAAGUGGACACAACGUGAAAGUCAAGUGAAGGCAAAACGCUAUUCAUGGUGAAAGAAACCCACAAAUAAACAUGUAGUUUGUUGCAUCUUGAAGUUAUUUCGACGUGUUCUCCUGUUAGUGAGUUCUACCCCGGAAGGUGAAGCUUUGAGGCGAUGUUUCAGGCUGCAGCUAAAACGCUUUGGGUUGCAUCAACCUCUUCAAGGGGAGCACUGACAGCUCUUCGACACUACUGUAAGAAGACAACAUCAAAACUAAGAGUGUCUGAAGCUGUCUCAGGAACUGAAGUAGGAAGGAAAAUCAAAGUACAGGGCUGGGUUCGCUCUGUAAGACCUCAGAAGGCAAACCUCUUUCUCCAUGUGAAUGAUGGGAGCUCUCUGCAGUCAUUGCAGAUUGUCGCCAGUUCAGAGCUGAGUAAUCCGUCCCUCACGUUUGGCUCAGCCAUUGAGGUUACUGGUACUCUCAAGAAAAGUCCAAACCAGAAACAGCCUGUUGAACUUGAAGCUGAGCAAAUCCACGUAGUUGGAGAAUGCAACCCUGUGGAUUUUCCCUUUAAAAUCAAAGAGAGACACAGCCUUGAGUAUCUCCGUCAGUAUCCUCAUCUCAGGUGUAGAACGAACGCCUUUAGCUCCUUGCUGAGAGUAAGGAGUGAGGCCACUACAGCAAUUCACUCAUAUUUCAAGGAGAAUGCUUUUGUGCAGAUUCACACUCCAGUCAUCACCUCAAACGACUGUGAGGGAGCAGGGGAGCUCUUUCAGGUUGAGUUAACCUCUACACCUCAGUUAUCACCUCAGCCUUCAGGUCCAGAGAAUAAUGAAGAUGAGAACUUCUUCUCAGUCCCGGCCUUCCUCACCGUCUCUGGUCAGCUUCAUUUGGAAGUGAUGUCAGGGGCUUUUUCUAAAGUCUAUUCAUUUGGGCCAACGUUUCGUGCAGAGAACUCUCAAAGCAGACGCCACCUGGCUGAGUUUUAUAUGGUGGAGGCCGAGGUCGCCUUCACACAGUCCUUGGAGGAUCUCACCAGGGUCAUGGAGGACAUGUUCCGGUCGGCCACAGAGCAUGUGUUGGCUCACUGUGCGGAGGAUGUGGAUUUGUUUCACAAGCAUGUGACUCCUGGACACAGGGAAAUUGUAGAUUCCAUGCUGAAGAAGAAAUUUCCUGUGAUAACCUACAGUGAGGCUAUUGACAUCCUAAACCGCUGCUCUGAGAAAUUUGCCUUCCCAACACAUUGGGGUUGUGACCUUCAGACAGAACAUGAAAAGUACCUGGUGAAACAUUGUGGCAACAUUCCAGUCUUUGUCACUGAUUAUCCUUAUAAUCUUAAGCCUUUUUAUGCAAGAGACAACCAGGACCAUCCUGAGCAUACAGCAGCUGCAGUGGACCUUCUUGUGCCAGGAGUUGGAGAGCUCUGUGGGGGCUCGCUGAGAGAGGAGAGGUUGGAUCUGCUGAGGGCUCGGCUUGAAGAGGUUGGAUUAGAGGAGACGUACAGCUGGUAUCUGGAUUUAAGACGCUUUGGCUCUGUCCCUCAUGGUGGCUUUGGACUGGGAUUUGAGCGAUAUCUUCAGUGCAUACUCGGUGUGGAAAACAUCAAAGAUGUUAUUCCUUUUCCUAGAUUUUCCCAUUCGUGUCUUCUUUGAAACAAAGUUCAAGCCUAAUGGAUUGUUUUUUUUUUAAAGUCAGUGAACAUUGUUUUUUUUCUGCCUGAAAAACAUCAAAUAAACACCAUGCUUAAU
Molecule: messenger RNA, 1769 nt
Organism: Notolabrus celidotus (New Zealand spotty)
Lineage: Eukaryota; Metazoa; Chordata; Actinopteri; Labriformes; Labridae
Gene: nars2
Product: asparaginyl-tRNA synthetase 2, mitochondrial
Exons: 14
Coding region: 195-1673 (492 amino acids)
Biological process (GO): asparaginyl-tRNA aminoacylation
Cellular component (GO): mitochondrion
Molecular function (GO): asparagine-tRNA ligase activity; ATP binding; nucleic acid binding
Source: RefSeq, a predicted model, not a curated record